This is a messenger RNA of Caenorhabditis elegans, 1680 nucleotides long. RefSeq names its product MBOAT family protein (gene mboa-3). The transcript has 7 exons. The coding region runs from base 9 to 1451 and encodes 480 amino acids. Gene Ontology annotation, cellular component: membrane. Lineage: Eukaryota; Metazoa; Nematoda; Chromadorea; Rhabditida; Rhabditidae. The record is from RefSeq and is marked reviewed.
GUUACCCAAUGCCGGGAAUUCACACAUUUUACGAUGGUUCCAAGAUACUGGAACCGCUGGCUGAAACAAUUGGCAUUGAGGCAGACAGAGUCAACUUUGUGUUGAGUUUGUUUGCAUGUUUUGGAAUAUCAUAUGUUUAUCGAAAAACAUGUUCCCUAAAGCAGGUGAAUCGACAAGUGAGGACAGUAGUUCCUGCAGUUGUUGGAAUUGGAAUUGUGUUUUUCUGUUUUGGAAGGGCUAUCAAACAUCUACUUGCAAAUGCACUGGGAAGUUAUGCGAUCAUGUAUUUUGCCCCACCAACCCAAGUUCACAAGAUUGUUCUUCUCUUCUCCAUGGGAUAUUUGUUCUUCAUUCACUGCUAUCGAUGGGCUAUUCUCGAAUCAUACAGUCUAGAUGUCACUGGACCUAUUAUGGUUGCUGUUGAGAAGGCCACCAUGAUGGCGUUCAACUUGAAAGAUGGAAAAGCAAAGGAUCAGUCAAAACUUACGGAGGAGCAGAAAAGAGAAUCAUUGAAGGAAAUCCCGUCACUUCUCGAAUUCAUGUCAUUUAUGUUCAAUUUCCAGACAGUACUCACUGGGCCUGCUAACAACUACUAUGACUACAUCAAAUUUUUGGAUGAGAAGCACCUUGUCGCAGAUAAACACGGAAAACUUCCAUCUCCAACAGGCGCCGCUAUGAAGAAAUUCUAUCAGUCUCUGUUUUUCCUGGCGAUUGUCGUUACUCUUGGUGGCAAGUAUAAGGUUGAAGAUGUUGGAACACAACCGUACUUUGCUCUUCCAUUCUUCCAGUGGUUCUUCUGGUGGUUUAUCACAAUCUUUUUCAUCCGUUGUGCAUAUUACUUUGCAUGGGUGUUUGCUGAUGCUAUUUGCAAUAUGUCCGGUUUUGGAUUCAGUGGUUAUGAUAAGGAAGGAAAUGCUGAAUGGAAGCUCUGCACCAAUGUACUUCCAUAUCAAGUCGAGAUGGCUCAAAGCUUGAAGGAAACACUUGACGGGUGGAACAUUCAAACUGGUUUCUGGCUCCGAAAAGUUGGAUACGAACGUGCUCCCAAAUCAAUUCGUACCGUUGCAACCUACACCUUAUCUGCUGUUUGGCACGGAGUUUCGAUCGGUUACUACAUGGCCUUCUUCACAUGCGGGCUCUUUACGGUGGCUGCUCAAACCUUCCGUCGCUCAAUGCGCUGGAGAUUCCUGGACGAUCACAAUAAGAAGUUUGCCUACGAUAUUUUCUCGUUCAUCAUCAGUAAAAUCGCUCUUGCCUACGCCACCUACUCCUUUGUCACUAUGCACAUGUAUCCAGCUUACGACGUUUUGAAGAGAGUCUAUUUUAUUCCACACAUUGUCGCAUUUGCCGUCAUCUUUGCCUUGCCAAAGUUCUUCAAGCCACUCAAAAAGCCACAGCCAACUACUGUCGAGAUUGAGGUCACUCACGAGAAGCCGAUCAAGGCUGAAUAAAUCAUAAUUUGUGUGUUAUUUGUGAUGCUGGGUUUCAGGGUUCUAGCAACUGCUUUUUUGUUGACCGGUACCUUUUAUUGGCUAAAGUUAUUAAUUUUAUUGUUUUCUUCAUCUUAAGUAUGUUUUAGUGUUAGUACACAACAUGCACUUUCUGAUGAUUUUUUGUACAUUACAUUCGUUUUGACUUGUUUCCAAUAUUUGCAUUUGCAAUGAAAAAAAUGUUAUGACU